This is a messenger RNA of Amaranthus tricolor (Joseph's coat), 1595 nucleotides long. RefSeq lists its product as uncharacterized. The coding region runs from base 803 to 1396 and encodes 197 amino acids. The transcript has 3 exons. The record is from RefSeq and is a predicted model, not a curated record. NCBI's taxonomy places the organism in Eukaryota, Viridiplantae, Streptophyta, Magnoliopsida, Caryophyllales, Amaranthaceae.
UAUGAAUUAUAUUGAAAAAAUAAUAGAUAAAAAUGAAUCUAAUUGUAUUUUACAUUGAAAAUAUCUCAACAAUAAAUACAAACAACAAUUACGUCUUAAACUUGCAAAAUUUGUAGAAUCAGACGAUGUUACGAUUCGAUUUUACGAUCCGAUUGUGAAAGCUGCUUUCGAUUUAAAGUAAAAUUUCAAUUUUAACAACCUUGACGCCAUCCGUCUCACUUCAUUUGUAUUUAUUUUUUUAUUUUGAGUUAUCUCAAUUAUUUUACAUUAUUUUUUAUUUGAAAACAAACUAACUAACUUAUUUUAAUCUCAUUCAUAUAUUUAUACACAUCCACACAUAUUAAUUUUCGAUCUCCUUAUAAUUAUUUUCUUCAAAAUAUCUUUUUUUUUAUUCUAAUUCAAAGUGAAUGAAUAAUAAUAUAAAUCCAAAACUAGACAAGAUAAGGUACACCAAAUCUCUUGCGUAAGAGGUCCAAAAUAGAGUCCUACUAUUUACUAUGUUUCCUUGUAAAUUGUCAUGUUGUUCGCACUUGAACCAACCAAUUAUGUAUUAUAUAUAUAUUCUCUCGGUUCUUAAAAAUUUGGUCCAUUUAAUAAAAAAAAAUCUCAGAUAAAUAAAAUUAAAAUGAAGAAACUUAAAAGAAUCUUAUAGCAUGUUAUACUAUAAUCUAAAUUUUUUCUUUAUGUCAAUUCCUACCUAAAACUUCCUCUCUCUAUAAUUCAGGAACAACAAGAUUUCCUUUCAAGUCUUAGCUUACAAUCAUAUUUAUUUGGAAGAGACUUGCUGAUCUUUUCAAACCAAAUGGAGAAGACUCUAAAGUCCAAUAAUGAGAAAGAGCUUAUGCGAAUGGCAAUGUUAAAGCAUGAGGAAACAUUCAGAGAACAGGUGAAUGAACUACAUCGUCUGUAUAGAAUUCAGAAGAUGCUUAUGGAAAGUGUUGGAGUAAACAAACAACAACAACAGGAGAAGCAAAAUCUUGAACGUUAUAAUUUAUUAGAGAGCAGCAAAAACCCCUCAACAAUUGAUCAUUAUCGGCAACAAUUAGUACUACAACAACAACCAAAACCACAAAGAGAUGCUCAAGAACAUAUUGCAGAAUCAAAUGGUAAAAUCAGGAUGUUAGAAGAGGGUGAUAUCGAGUUAACUUUAAGCUUAGGACCAUCAUCUUGUAACCCUAGAAGACGAAAAAUGGGCAAAUCCGAGUCGGGUCAAAGCAUAUCAUCUUCUUCAACCGGGUCAAGUCAAACCCGGAAAACAAGUCCAAAGGAGAACAAUACAAUUACGUGGGCUGGUUUUCCUCAUCAAGGGUCGGGUAUGGAACCCGGUUUCUCAAAUGGGCAACAAAAUAGUAAUCCGCCAUGGUUAUACCAAGCUUUGAGCUUGAAACUGACUUGACUGAGUUUAUUGAUCAUUAGGAUAAUAUUUUAGUUUGUGUGGAGCCUUUUUUUUUUUUUUUUUUUUUUUAACUGUUAGUUUAUUUGGACUAAUGGAGAUUUGACAGAUCAGGCACCCAUAGAGGCCUUUGUAAAAAGUUUUUAAAUGUUGAUGAAAUGAGCAGCUUAUUAAUCUUACUACUAUAUGGAUUAGUAAUUCA